Messenger RNA from Ficedula albicollis (Collared flycatcher), 2363 nucleotides. RefSeq names its product TM2 domain containing 1 (gene TM2D1). The transcript has 5 exons. The record is from RefSeq and is a predicted model, not a curated record. The coding region runs from base 1126 to 1581 and encodes 151 amino acids. NCBI's taxonomy places the organism in Eukaryota, Metazoa, Chordata, Aves, Passeriformes, Muscicapidae.
CGAGGGAGAUUCUCGGCUGGCAGGAGCGGGACUGGGCUCCUCAAGGUGCGGGAAUUGAGAGCACGGCCUCAAGCUGCGCCAGGGGAUGUUCAGGCUGGGCAUCAGGAGGAGUUUCUUCUCAAAAAGGGCGAUUAGACAUUGGAAGGGGCUGCCCGGGGAUGUGGCAGUGUCCCCAUCCCUGGGGCUGUUCAAAGAACCGUGGCUGUGGCACUCAGUGCUCUGAUCUGGGUGACGAGGUGGGCAUCAGUCACAGGUUGGAUUCGAUGGUCUCAGAGGGCUUUAACAACCUAAUUAAUUUUGUGAUUUCUGGUGGUCCUGCAUGUGCCCCAGCGCAUGCUUGGGGUGUCCUUCAAAGAGAUUGCCGUGGGAUGAGAGAGCCCGCUCUGCCAGCACUCUGCCUUAUUUCUUAUUUGCAGGAGCGAGACGUGGAGGCUUUGCUAUUUUAUCAGGAAAUAAUACGUUUCUGUGCCCUGCACAGCUCCGAGGAGCAGGAGGUGUGAGGCUCCUGGCUCUCCAAGGCACCUCUUGCCCUUCCCAGAACAUGCUGGUUGAUGGCCGCUGACAGUUUUUGAUGAUCAAAAGUGUCAGGAAAGCAAAUCUUGGAAAAGCUUGCUUCAUCUCCUGCUUUACUUGGCUAUGGGAGUUGAGACCUCUGGAAGUCAGCUCCUGCUCAGUUUGUUCCUGCACCAGAUUCCUGCCGUUUCAGAUGCUCAUUUUUACGCGUUCGUUGAGUUUUGCGUGUUCCUGUAGAUUAAAUUUUCUCAACCAAAUGCCUCAAUUUCAAGGCACUGUGGUAUUUAAAUGAGGGAACAAGACCCGAUGAGGCGUGUGCUACCUUCUUGCCUCCAAAUACAGAGGCUGUGACUGAUAAAUAUUGUAGUUCCUUUAGGUAGUGCUGACUGCAGCACUAAUUAAACGUGGGGCUUAUGCGAUAUAUUGGUGUAUUAAAUUGGAUUAGCAGAUUUGCUGCAUGGUAAUGUGCUGCUCCUCUUCUGGGGGAUGGGUAGGCACCAACAUCAAGGUGCAUCUUAAAUCCUCGGGGUUUAAAGAGGGUGGAAUAAAUUACUGUUAAACCUGUUGUAGUGUUUGAUAUGAAAACUGUUUUCCUCAAUUACCUGAACAUAUAUGUGUGAUGAGCCUAAAAUAGACAAUAGCACACAAGAACCAAUGAAUUGCACAAAUCACACAGCAUAUGUUCAAUGUCUGCCAGCACCAAAUAUUACUUGCAGAGAUCACCUUGGCAUAGAGAAAUUCUUUACGGGACGCGAAGUUGGAUUUUACAAGCCCAUUGAGUGUCGCAAUGUAAAUGGAUACUCCUACAAAGUGGCAGUGGCUCUGUCCUUAUUUCUUGGAUGGUUGGGAGCAGAUAGAUUUUAUCUAGGAUAUCCUGCAUUAGGUUUGUUAAAGUUCUGCACUGUAGGGUUUUGUGGAAUUGGGAGCCUAAUUGAUUUCAUACUUAUUUCAAUGCAGAUCGUUGGCCCUUCCGACGGCUCCAGCUACAUCAUCGAUUAUUACGGGGCCAGGCUGACCCGGCUCACCAUCACCAAUGCAACCUUCAGGAAAAUGCAGACCUAUCCCUGAUACCCCUAACUCUGGCAGGGAGUGGCACAAAUCCACAGGUGCAGCUUGUUUUUACAGCUGGAUCCACUGGAAUUGCUGAGGGUUUACUGAUCACCCCUGGUCACAACAGAAUAUUAAAUGCACGGUGAACAAAGAUGAUAAAAUGUGAAAGUUCCUCACGUGAACAAGUUUACCUCAAAGGUGGAACUUUGGGACUGCUCUGAUUCUGGGAGCAGACGGUUUUUGUUGCUAAGUUACAUCAUCUGUGGAAGGUGCAGACUGUUGCAAUUUGCACUGAUGUUGUGUGUGUGUCAUUUAGAGUGUUACACACAGCUGCAGAGAGAGAUGUUCAUAAUAAACAUGCUGAUAUUUAUUCCAUUGAAGUUGAUAAGAGUUUUAGCUGGAUGGGCCGGGAUUACACUUGGGGGUCUGUCCAUGUGACAGUUUGGAAAUUAACUUAAAUAUCUCCAACCACACAAACUGCCUGUUUUUUCCCAUCCUGUUAAAAUCCAGAGAUCCCUAAAUCUUAGGCUGGUGUAACCUGUGAAAUUCUAUUAGUUGUAACAAUUAUUUCUGUAAAUUUUGGUUAAGUUGCAAAAUUUGGUCAAGUGCUGAUCAACAGUAGAAAUAUGGAUGCAUAAACAAUAGAACUGUAGAUGACACAUUACAAAAAUGGAGGGUGGAUGUUGGGGUGCCCUGGGGUUAGAAAAGGAAAUAAUUGUUCUGCUUGUUUUGAAUUUUUCUUUCCUCUCUUGCAACCAUCCAUAGUGAAAUAAAUACCUUUUUUUUUUUCUGAGAAUAAA